AAGCUCAAUUCAAGGUGAAGGUCAGGGUCCAGUCUCCUCAGUUAUCAACCACGAGUCAUGCAUGUAUAAUAAAAAGCAGGUCGUUCCCGCAUCCUACUUUAUCUAAAACAAGCAAAACUUCGGUUGGAUGACAGUGCCAUAAGCUGAAGCAAGGUUAAGUGGACUCCAAGCACGAGGAAGGAAGUAUUGCAAUGCAGUUGCACAGGCGACUACUAUGGAUUCCUGCAUUAGCCACGCUCACUUGUCUACUCUUUUCUCAGCUAUAUCCAGAGCUGCCGAAAAUGCCUAUAUCGGGCUAUCUCCAUAGACCAAGGAGAGAAGUUGUCGAAUAUAAAAGUUCUCGAGGUUUUGGACAAAGACUGGUCAAAUAUCGCAACUUCACUUUCCCCGUCGAAUACAAGGAUAUUAUCGUCCACAUGAAUGCCUAUCUGCGCAAGCCCCCAGAAGCCAGAGUGGAUGACGUGUGGUUGAUCAACUAUCCCAAAUCAGGAACACAUUUUCUCUGGGAAAUAGUAUCAAUGCUAGUUAGAAACACCCUCAAGAUGAACCCAACGGAGAAGGAGAGAGCCAUGUGCCCAGAGUUGGUGCUACCCGAUCACGUGGACAACAUGGCGUCACCGCGUGUUCUGAAUACGCACGUGCCUCCAAGAUUCUUCUCCACAGAAGCCAGAAACGUUUCCAAGUUUUUAUAUCUCAUACGGAACCCCAAAGACGUCUUCGUGUCUUAUUACUUUCACAGGAAGAAUUUAAGUGGGUUUAAAGGAGCGUUUGAAGACUUUCUGGAGUUGGUUUACCGCGGUCAUGCGGGCUAUGGUAGGUGGAUUGAUCACGUAAAAGACUGGUUAGCUGUCAUGAAAGAUAAACCAAACUUUCUUAUCGUGAAGUAUGAGAACCUUGUGAAGGAACCUUUAUCUGAAGUUCGGAAAAUAGCUCAGUUUAUCGGAUUCAAACGUGAAGAAUCGUUUUACCAGAGUUUAGCCAUUAAAUGUUCUUUUGCUAACAUGAAGAAACAUAAGGUCAGAAAAAGACAAAAGUAUGAAUUGUUUUACCGAAACGGUACUGUAGGGAACUGGAAGAAUUUUUUCACGACAGAGCAAAAUCUGGAGUUUGAAAAACGUCUUGGAGAGGAACUAAAAGAUUUACCAUUUGCUUUAGAUUUUGAGUAGAGCAGAGAUGUUCGGCAGGAAAAGGUUGUAAUGGGACCGUUAGAAAGCAUUUUAAGAGAGCUACCAAAUCAGAUAAUUUUCAAAGAAGUUAAGUACAUCCGGGACUUACAAAGUCUUUUAACAAAAUUAAAGACUUUAUAAAUCUCGGAUGUAUGUUGAGGUUAAAUGUAACUGCUGGCUUUAUCGUUUUAUACUUAAAGGCUUUUUGAGUGAACUUGUAGAUAAAUGUCUACCUCAAGGAAUCAUUAAUAAACUAUUUAUAUACACGUAAAACUAUUUGUGUAAAUUGUAUGCGAUUUAUAAGAUGACAAUAUAAUACGACGACUUUUUAAAGAAA
Messenger RNA from Lingula anatina, 1503 nucleotides. RefSeq names its product sulfotransferase 1C2. Gene Ontology annotation, molecular function: sulfotransferase activity. The record is from RefSeq and is a predicted model, not a curated record. NCBI's taxonomy places the organism in Eukaryota, Metazoa, Brachiopoda, Lingulata, Lingulida, Lingulidae.